UUUUUAAUUAUUUCAGAAAUAUCAAACAAAAACAAUGCCUCCAUGCAUGGGAAGUGAAGAAAUAAAGAUGGCUGGGACAGGGAAAACUAUUCUAGUGACUGGAGGAGCAGGAUAUGUUGGAUCACAUACAGUAAUAGAACUGUUAAAGGAGGAGUACAAUGUUAUUGUUGUUGACAACUUUGUAAACAGUAUAAAAGUGCAAUCUGGAAAGGGAAACAUAUACCCAGAGUCUCUCAGUAGAGUUCAACAAUUAACUGGGAAAAAAGUCGUCUUUCAUGAAGUAGAUAUCUGCAAUAAGCAUGCUCUAAGAACGGUGUUCUCUUUUUACCACUCUGGAGAGCAGAAAAUAGAUUGUGUUAUUCAUUUUGCGGCCCUCAAGGCUGUUGGAGAAUCUUGUGCCCUUCCCCUUAAAUAUUAUGGGAAUAAUGUUACUGGAAGCGCAAACUUGAUGGAGGUAAUGAUGGAGUUUGGUGUGAAAAGGUUGGUGUUUAGUUCUAGCGCUACAGUUUACGGUCAACCCCAAUACCUACCAGUAGAUGAAAACCACCCUACAGGGAACUGUACUAACCCCUACGGGAAAACCAAGUUCUUUAUGGAAGAGAUUAUGAAGGAUGUAGUGGCUGCUAACCCAGACUGGGGCUGCCAACUUCUAAGGUACUUUAACCCUGUGGGUGCCCACCCAUCUGGAUGUAUAGGGGAAGAUCCCCAGGGUAUUCCAAACAAUCUUAUGCCUUAUAUUGCACAGGUUGCUGUCGGUAGGAGAGAAAAACUGAUGGUUUAUGGAAGUGAUUAUGAUACCGAGGAUGGAACAGGAUGCCGCGACUAUAUACACGUGAUGGACCUGGCUAUGGGCCACGUGGCGGCCAUCCGGCAGAUACUGGAUCCAACCUACUCCGGGCUCAAGAUAUACAACCUAGGCACAGGUCGAGGGCAGACAGUUCUCCAGAUGGUAAAAGCCUUCUCUGAGGUGAGUGGUCGAGAGAUCCCGUACGAGCUAGUUGACCGGCGCCCUGGUGACGUAGCGAGCUGCUACGCCAGUUGUGAGUUGGCUGCAAAGGAGCUCGGUUGGAGAUCAAAACUCUCCCUGGAGGAUAUGUGUCGAGAUAUGUGGACAUGGCAAUCUAAGAAUCCACAAGGGUUUGCAAAAAAUUGAUCUACUAUCGGUCAAAUAGGUUUGCAAACUUGUGGACUUAUCAGAACUAUGAUUGAAGAGCGCGCAGAAACGUAGCUAAAAAGCGUCAUUUUAGUUUCCACUUGGAUUUAUAAAUUAGUAUAAAUUUUUUUUAAUUUACCCAUUUUUGUUUCCUCUCUUUGUUAGCAAAAUAAGUCAAUAUAUAUGAAAUAUAUAUGAAAGCAAAAAAUAUUAUUGUAAAUGAAUUCGCUCAAUGUGUAAUGAAUAAUAGCUUUUUUUUGCAAUAUUAAAAAACUAAUGGAUUCAGUACAAAAAAAAAACACACUUUUUCUAAAUUAAAAAGUUGCAUUUAGUAAUUCAAACAUUUAAUUAAGUGCCUUAAACAUUCCUGUGAAAUUAGUUAAUGUUGACACAUGAAUACUGCGGGAUGGAACUUCAGAAAAAUUAAAUAUCAGAAAAAAUCAGUUUUUCAUUUAUAAGGAUCUAGCUGAGCUGGGAACUUUUGAAUGGACAGAUUAAGUUUAACUCAUUCUGUCUAUUCAAAAUGAUCCAGUUGUUUGUUUUCUUUAUCUAUCAAAAGUUUGUACAAAAUGUUUUAUUUUCCUAUAUUUGGUUGUGGACACUGUAAAUAACAUGAUUUAAAAAUGUUUUGUCUAUGAAAAUUCUGUUUUUUCAUUUACUAUGUAUAACUUCACAUUUAUAAUCUAACCAAAGAGUGUCUAGGUAUCAAGAUAUCUAUAUAAUUUGACAAUUUAUUAUUUGUUGUAAAUCAAAUUUUAUAAAAAGUUUAAAAAUAAAUUUUUAGUUUUGUUAAA
Eurytemora carolleeae is the source of this 1947-nucleotide messenger RNA. RefSeq names its product UDP-glucose 4-epimerase. Gene Ontology annotation, cellular component: cytosol. The transcript is spliced from 14 exons. Gene Ontology annotation, molecular function: UDP-glucose 4-epimerase activity. The coding region runs from base 35 to 1153 and encodes 372 amino acids. The record is from RefSeq and is a predicted model, not a curated record. NCBI's taxonomy places the organism in Eukaryota, Metazoa, Arthropoda, Copepoda, Calanoida, Temoridae. Gene Ontology annotation, biological process: beta-D-galactose catabolic process via UDP-galactose, Leloir pathway.